AUGAAGGAGUCGGAGGACAUGCUUGUCGCCGCCGACCCCGAGAACAAGCACAUGUAUCUCCAGAGCGGGCACUGCGUGAUACAGGCGCUCAAGGGCCUGAUGACGUUCGGGAGCGACGACCUCGCGUCGGCGCUCGAGAUUGCCAAGGCCACGACGGCGACGGCAACGCUUCUCCGGCGCCCCACUGAGGGCGUGCUCGGCAAGCUGCGCCCCGGCGCGAGCAUGCAGCGCGUGCGGCACAUGACCCCACUCGAGCGCCACGCCGAGCUCGUAUAUGCCGAGACGCUGCUCGUCAAGGCCAUCAUUGGGAUCGUCGGCGGCGGCGACUGGAUGGGCCUCAUCCGCGAAGCAUUCAACAUGCGCACCGCGCACGGCAUAUACCGCACCCUGCAGAUCUUCCUUGAAGAGUCGGACAAGGACGGCUUCGACGAGGACAUCGACAUGGACUUCCGCUCCGGCGUCCUCCUCGGCACGGGCACGAGCUCGCUCAUGCUCUCCCUUCUGCCGGGCAAGGUACUCAAGGUCGCCGAGGUGUUCGGGUACGCGGGCGACCGGACGAUCGCGCUCAAGACGCUCAUGAGCGCGGGCGGGUGGAGCGACGACUCGGAGCUGCCGGCGUACACCGAGCAGAACGAGGGCGUGCGCCGGCCGAUCUGCGACAUGAUUCUGCUCACGUUCCACCUCGUCAUUUCCGUGCUCAUGCCCGUGUCCGGCGUCGACAUCCCCGCCGCGAGAAAGAUUCUCGCAUACAACAUGCGCCGGUACCCCGACGGCAUCUUCUUCCUGUACUUCCAGGCGCGGCUGCACACGAACGAGUGCGAGCCCGAGCUCGCGAACAAGUCGCUGCAGAAGGCGCUGGAUCUCGACCUCGAGUACGUGCAGCUGCAGCACAUGUGCUUGUGGGACUACGGGUGCAACUACUUCCAGCUGGCGGACUGGAACGGGGCGCGGCAGUGCUUCGACAUCCUGCGGCGCGAGAGCAACUGGUCCGCGGCAGUGUACACGUACGCGACGGCGGUGAACAUCAUGGAGCUGGUCGCCGCAGGCGCGGACGUGCCGGACGCGACCGAGGCGGACGCCGUCGCGCUCAUCGAAAGCCUGCCGAAGCUGACGAAGAAGAUCGCCGGCAAGUCGCUGCCAAUAGAAAAGCUCGCGAACCGCAAGGGGCGCAAGUAUCUCGCGCAGGGCCACAUGCUGUUCCUGCCCGCGAUGGAGCUGGCGUACGUCUUCGGCUCGCUGGGCCACACGCCACGGCGCGUGCUCGUGUCCAAGUGGCUGCCGCACAUCAACGCCGAGCUUGCGCGCCUCGAAGCCUCGACGCCAGAGGAAUGGGGCACCGGCGACCAGUAUUGGGACGACUACGUGCUCGGCCACUUCCUGCGCGCGUGCGUGCAGUUCGUCGCGGCGUACCAGCCGCCGGAGGCGACGGCGUCCGCACUCGCCCCGCAGCCAGGGGACCCCGGCACGGCGGCGCUGGACGCGGGCGCCGCGGCCGACUUCCAGGCCGUGGUCGACGCCGCGCCGCGCGUCAAGCUCGACCACUACAUCCUCUUCCACAACCACUACGAGUACGGGCGGCUGUACGCGCGGCGCGGCGACGCGGCCAACGCACAGGCCAACUUCGACGUCAUCAUGCACAACAAACUGCCGGUCGCCAACCCGCACGUCGGCAAGGGCAAGUACUCGCUCGAAGGCGCGUUGCAGAUCAAGACGCAUGCCGCGAUGAGCGCGCUCAAGGAGGACCAGGCGAAGCGGCGGCGGGGGUUUGAGCCCAAGUAG
This is a messenger RNA of Cutaneotrichosporon oleaginosum, 1779 nucleotides long. RefSeq lists its product as uncharacterized. The record is from RefSeq and is a predicted model, not a curated record. Gene Ontology annotation, cellular component: nucleus; cytosol; mitochondrial outer membrane. Gene Ontology annotation, molecular function: protein binding. NCBI's taxonomy places the organism in Eukaryota, Fungi, Basidiomycota, Tremellomycetes, Trichosporonales, Trichosporonaceae.